GUAUGUAAUUUCACUAAAAAGUGGAGUAAUUUCUGUUCCGUAUGUUAUUAUCCGACAGCAUCGACCAACAAUCCUUCACAGCGAUCCAUAUUCUGACACCAUUCACAUCAUCCUAGUCACCAUGCAGUCAUGCACAUCAUCAACCACUCGUUGGAAUCCAUCUCAAAAAUUAUAACCCACUCUAGAGUCUAUACACCAUUCUUUGCUGGUCGAAGUCCCCAAACCAAAAAUUGCUUGACACCAUUCUGACCGAGCUCUGUGAAACUGCCCUCAGUGGUCGCUUACACAGCACCCCAUUCCUAUCUUCCUGUCUUCUUCAAAACGACCCUUUCAACAACAAUAACUGACGUGUUACUGCUUGGACGCACGCAGUAGAAAUGGCCACAGCUACUUCGCCGCCCCGAUCCUUAUUCCUCGGUGUCGACGUCGGCACGGGUAGCGCCCGCGCAGGUCUCUUCGGUGAGGAUGGGAAACUUGUUGGUUCUGCUAGCAGCCCCAUACAAAUAUGGAAAAAUGGUGACUUUGUUGAGCAAUCUUCAACUGAUAUUUGGUUAGCAGUCUGCACUGCUGUAAAAGCAGCAUGCACUCUUGCAAAUAUUAAUGGGAAUGAUGUAAAGGGCCUUGGCUUUGAUGCAACUUGCUCCUUGGUUGCUAUUGAUUCUGAUGGCGAACCUGUUACUGUUUCUUUGAGUGGUGAUGCAAGAAGAAAUGUCAUACACUGGAUGGACCACAGGGCAUUAAAACAAGCUGAAAGGAUCAACUCCACUAAAUCAUCGGUAUUACAAUAUUGUGGUGGUGCUGUUUCCCCUGAGAUGCAGCCUCCGAAGCUAUUGUGGGUUAAGGAAAACAUGCAAGAAUCUUGGUCAAUGGCAUUUAGGUGGAUGGAUUUGAGUGAUUGGCUUUCAUACAGAGCAACAGGAGAUGAUACCCGGAGCCUAUGCACUACUGUUUGCAAAUGGACAUAUCUUGGUCAUGCUCAUAUGCAUCAGGUCAAUGAGAAAGACUCUCGCAGUAUGGAAGCUUGUGGAUGGGAUGAUGAAUUCUGGGUGGAGAUUGGCUUAGGCGAUCUUGUUGAUGGGCAUCAUGCUAAAAUUGGAAAAAGUGUAGCCUUCCCUGGUCAUGCCUUGGGCUCUGGCCUAACCCUGGCAGCUGCCAAGGAUUUGGGUUUGGUGGCUGGGAUACCUGUAGGCACUUCACUAAUAGAUGCUCAUGCUGGCGGUGUGGGGGUAAUGGAAAGUUUGUCUACAUCUGAUGCUGAACCAAAAGAAGCUGAUGCUGAAUCCAUAUGCCGCCGUAUGGUUCUGGUAUGUGGCACUUCCACUUGCCACAUGGCCGUGUCUCAAACGAAGUUGUUCAUACCAGGGGUCUGGGGUCCUUUCUGGUCAUCAAUGGUCCCUGAGUACUGGCUUACAGAGGGUGGUCAGAGUGCCACUGGAUCAUUGCUGGAUCAUGUGAUUAAAAAUCAUGUGGCAUCUCCACAUCUCGCUAACUGUGCUGCAUCUCAAAGAAUUUCGGUGUUUGAAUUGCUGAAUAAGAUAUUAGAAUCUAUGAAAAAUGAUGUGGGAGCCCCAUUCACUGCAGCUUUGACUGAUGAUAUACAUGUCCUCCCGGAUUUCCAUGGGAACAGAUCUCCCAUUGCAGAUCCUAACUCAAAAGGAGUAGUUUCUGGUAUGACUCUAGACACUAGUGAAAAGCAGCUGUCUCUUCUCUACCUAGCCACGUUACAGGGUAUUGCAUACGGUACCCGUCAUAUAGUAGAGCACUGCAAUGCGAAUGGCCAUAAAAUUGACACACUACUUGCAUGUGGUGGUCUUGCUAAGAACUCCUUGUUCAUCCAAGAACAGUCAGAUAUCAUUGGCUACCCCGUAAUCCUUCCGCGUGAAAAUGAGCCAGUGCUCUUGGGAGCUGCUAUCCUUGGUGUUGUUGCUUCAAAGAAAUAUCCCACUAUUCGUGAUGCUAUGAAGGCUUUGAAUGCAGCUGGAAAGGUUAUUUACCCAUCAAAGGAUCCAAAAGUGAAGAAAUACCAUGAUGCAAAAUAUCGCAUUUUCAGGCAACUUUAUGAGGAGCAGCUUAGCCAUCGGUCAAUUAUGGAUGAAGCUUUGGCUUAAUUUGUGCUUCUAAGAUGUCUGUCAUGCCAUCAGAGACUAAGUUCAAUUCAGUGUAUUCAAAAUAAUAAAAAUUAAUAAAGACAAAAUGAAAAAAAUUUAACAAGCUCCUUCGUAGCUUGCAGAGAAAAUGUACAAUUAUUUCUCGCAAAAGAUUCGUUGGCCAUCGUUGGUGUCUGUCACACCAAUGUAUAUUUGGAUGGGGUUUCGUUUGCUUUAACGAGUCCUAAUGACUCCUGAUUGUUGGAGAUUUAUUGGAAAAUAUUGUUCAAUUGUUAAUUUACAUGGUCCAUUAAUCUUUUUGUUGAACAAGGAAUUUUAUGAUGUGAUAGUUAUUAUUUAAUUUAUAGUACUACGGUUAUUCUUGCAUGUGGUAUUGUGAUCUCAUAAUAUUAACAAUAACAUUAC
Messenger RNA from Cuscuta epithymum, 2513 nucleotides. The record is from the annotation of a GenBank genome assembly. Lineage: Eukaryota; Viridiplantae; Streptophyta; Magnoliopsida; Solanales; Convolvulaceae.